This is a messenger RNA of Symbiodinium pilosum, 222 nucleotides long. NCBI's taxonomy places the organism in Eukaryota, Dinophyceae, Suessiales, Symbiodiniaceae. The record is from the annotation of a GenBank genome assembly.
GAGGAGCAGGAUCGCCUUGAGCAGGAACACCAGCAACGAGAAGCGGAGCAGCGCCGCAAGGCGCACACGGCGCAGAAGGAAGCAGAGCAGAAGCUCAAGAGAGAGGAGGAGCAGCGCCAGAAGCGUGAAGCUGAGAAGCGCAAACAGGAGGAGGAAGAGGCGAAAGCUGAAAAAGAGCGGCUUCGUGAGGAGGAAGAAGCGGCUAUCCGCAAGCAGGAGGAC